AUGGCGAGGGCAACAGAUUCCCAGCCCGUGCUAUUGGGGAUCACUUGGGCGGAGACCUUCCUCGGCGCCCUCUUCUAUACCCUUCGUUUCAUCAACAACUGGACACUAAUCCAUCGCUUUCGAUGGGAUUUUGCAUUGGCGUCACUCACAGUGAUCUUCCUCCAGCUGUCCGUCGACGCCGGUAUGGGACGUCACAUCUCAGGGCUGGCACCUCAUGAGAUUGUGGUGUCGUUGAAAUGGGCUUGGGUGUAUCAACUACUCGCCAUCGCCUCAAGUUGCAUCGGAAAAUUGGCCAUCGUGGCUUUUCUCGCCCAGAUUCGAGGUUCCCACACGGGAAAGCCGUGGUUUCUCUGGAUUCUGUCGGGCCUCAUAAUCGCCGUAAAUGUGACUGUACUCGGCACGAUCCUAGGCCAGUGCAGGCCGGCGCAGAAGUUAUGGAACGAUGCCCUUCCUGGGUCUUGCGACCCUGGUCGAGAGGUCAAUCAAAACUACUCCUACUUCCAAGCCAGCUUCAACUCUUUUUCCGACGCUGCCUUGGCCUUGUACCCCAUGACGUUCCUUGCAAAGCUGCAGAUGAAGUUGCGACUAAAGGUUGCGUUAUGCAUACUGAUGGGAAUGGGGUGGAUUGCAGCGGCAUGCUCCGCUAUCAAGACCUAUGAACUACAGCGACUCACGCAAACCACCGACACAACUUACGCCCUCACCCCUCUGCUGAUCUGGGCAUCGACCGAGGCUUGGAUCAUCGUCAUUGUUGGCUGCGUCCCACCCAUCCGCCCGCUCAUCGAACGGCUUUUCCAGAAAUUGGGCAUCAUCAAGAAAACAUCCGUUCAGGCCUCCCGGCCCAACGGCUACGGCGGCUUCAACAUCAUGGACCGUUCUGCCACCGAGGGGAUGAACCAUUCACAGGUUCAAUCUCGAGCCUAUUGGGGAGGCAAGAAGGAAGAACAGGGGUGGUUGGAAUUGACCACUCGCAAACCCGGGAUCGGCACAAUCAAUGAGAGCAAGGAGGUCAUUGUCUCUGAUCGCGAUGUGCUGGUGACGACGGAUAUCGUCAUAACAGAAGGUUAUGCGGACGGCCAGAACAGAACGGAAGGCGAAGGGGAGAGAAAGAGCCAGGAUACAAUAUCGGAAGCAGUGGCAGGGCGGAAUCGUGAUCCUGCGAGGGUCGUGUAG
Rhinocladiella mackenziei CBS 650.93 is the source of this 1173-nucleotide messenger RNA. RefSeq lists its product as uncharacterized. Bases 1 to 1173 code for a protein of 390 amino acids. The transcript is spliced from 5 exons. NCBI's taxonomy places the organism in Eukaryota, Fungi, Ascomycota, Eurotiomycetes, Chaetothyriales, Herpotrichiellaceae. The record is from RefSeq and is a predicted model, not a curated record.